AUGGAUUAUCCAUCAGAAGAUAUUAUUCGUAUUUUGAUCACUACAGAUAAUCAUGUUGGUUACAAUGAGAAUGAUCCAAUUACUGGGGAUGAUUCUUGGAAGACGUUCCAUGAAAUUAUGAUGAUUGCUAAGAAUAAUAAUGUUGAUAUGGUUUUACAGGCUGGAGAUUUAUUCCACGUAAAUAAGCCAUCUAAAAAAUCGAUGUACCAGGUAAUGAAAUCUUUACGGUUGGCUUGUAUGGGUGAUAAGCCUUGUGAGUUGGAACUGUUGAGUGAUCCCUCUUUAGUUUUUUAUUAUAAUGAGUUUACCAAUGUCAACUACGAGGAUCCGAAUUAUAAUGUUGCGAUUCCUGUAUUUUGUAUUGCUGGUAAUCAUGAUGAUGCCACUGGUGAUUCCUUAUUAUGUCCAAUGGAUCUAUUACAAGUCAGUGGUUUAGUAAACAAUUUUGGUAAAGUUUUGGAGACUGACAAGAUAAAAAUCACACCUUUGCUUUUCCAGAAGGGUAAGACAAAGUUGGCUUUAUAUGGUUUAGCAUCUGUCAGAGACGAACGUCUAUUUAGAACUUUUAAAGAAGGUAACGUCACUUUUGAAGUGCCUACAAUGCUUCAAGAUGAAUGGGUUAAUAUUAUGUGUGUGCACCAGAAUCAUACUGGUCAUACCAAUACCGCUUUUUUACCAGAACAAUUUUUACCUGACUUUUUAGAUUUGGUAAUUUGGGGCCAUGAACACGAAUGUAUACCUCAUUUAGUUCAUAAUCCAACUAAGAAUUUCGAUGUGUUACAGCCUGGGUCUUCCGUAGCUACAUCUUUAUGCGAUGCUGAGGCAAAAACGAAAUAUGUGUUUAUAUUAGAGAUAGAACAAGGGCGCUCUCCAGUUUUGAAGCCAAUACCUUUAACAACAUCAAGGACAUUUAUCAUGAGAACAAUUGCCUUACAAGAUGUUAGUUAUCUAAGGCCACAUGACAAAGAAUCAAUCACUAAAUAUCUAGUAAAUCAAGUAGAAGAAAUGAUCGAAGAGGCCAACGAAGAGACUAAAAAGAAACUUGGUGAUCUAUAUAACGAAUCUGAUGGUGGGAUAAUAUCUGAACUUCCUUUACCAUUGAUUAGAUUAAGGGUCGACUAUACAGGACCAGAAGAUAAACAAUCUAUUAUAGACUAUCAAGUCGAGAAUCCUCGGCGGUUUAGCAACAGAUUUGUUGGAUCUGUUGCAAAUAGCAACAAUGUAAUUCAAUUUUUUAAGAGGAAGAAGAGUGCUAAAAAGUCAAAUGUUGACAGCCAGCGUUUGAACACAGAGUUUGAUAGAAUCAUAGAAGAUAAAGAUGGAGAACUAGAAGUCCAAACAUUAGUUAAUGACCUUUUGAGUAAAAUGUCAUUGUCACUGCUUCCAGAAGUUGGUUUGAAUGAAGCAGUAAAGCAAUUUGUUGAUAAAGAUGAAAAAUCUGCGUUGAAGGAGUUCAUUGAUAAAGAAAUUGUAAAUGAAGUCGACAUUUUGAUUAACAAUAAAGAAUUUCUUGAUGGGAAUAAUCCUGAUGAAUUAAAAAAAUUAAUAAAGCAAGUGAAGAGGGCUAAUUCUUCAAGACCAGAUUCUUCUAAUAUCGAAAAAAAUACCAACGUACAAGAUGUUUUCGAUGCCGAGUUUUCUACUUCACGUACUAAUAUUUCACAUACUUCCUCAAAGGACGAUGAUAUUAUCAUGUCUGACAUAGAGGAACCGCCUGCAGCAAAGCUUCCUAGCAAGAAAAGUAAAACACCUGCUAAAGGAAGAACCAGAACCACUAAAAGAACACCUCCAAUAUCUGAUUCUAUUGUGAUAUCUGACAGCGGUGAGGAAGAUAUAUAUAGGGAUAAUGACAAUUUUGGUAACAACAAUAACGAUGUGUCAGAAGAUGAGGACGAUUUAAUCACAUUGACUAGUGAUGAAGAAGAAGCAACACCAAGAAUUAUCGAGACGAUAAAGAAGAAGAACUCAAGAAAAAAGGCAACUCCCUCAUCGACUAAAAGAUCAGCUCUAGCUGGGAAGAAAGAAACUAAAACUCCUAAAACUGAUAUUCUACAAAGUUUACUAAAUAAAAAGAGAAGAUAA
Molecule: messenger RNA, 2082 nt
Organism: Vanderwaltozyma polyspora DSM 70294
Lineage: Eukaryota; Fungi; Ascomycota; Saccharomycetes; Saccharomycetales; Saccharomycetaceae
Gene: MRE11
Product: MRX complex nuclease subunit
Exons: 1
Coding region: 1-2082 (693 amino acids)
Biological process (GO): mitotic intra-S DNA damage checkpoint signaling; double-strand break repair via homologous recombination; mitotic G2 DNA damage checkpoint signaling
Cellular component (GO): Mre11 complex; nucleus
Molecular function (GO): manganese ion binding; 3'-5'-DNA exonuclease activity; DNA endonuclease activity
Source: RefSeq, a predicted model, not a curated record